Silurus meridionalis is the source of this 3266-nucleotide messenger RNA. It is a transcript of the gene degs1, whose product is annotated as delta(4)-desaturase, sphingolipid 1. Gene Ontology annotation, cellular component: membrane. Gene Ontology annotation, molecular function: sphingolipid delta-4 desaturase activity. NCBI's taxonomy places the organism in Eukaryota, Metazoa, Chordata, Actinopteri, Siluriformes, Siluridae. Gene Ontology annotation, biological process: ceramide biosynthetic process. The coding region runs from base 216 to 1187 and encodes 323 amino acids. The record is from RefSeq and is a predicted model, not a curated record. The transcript is spliced from 3 exons.
CGGCCCCGCCCCCACCACAAACGGAACAGCGUACCGGACGUAGCGCGUCUCGUCUCGUCCAUUUGCGUAGCAGAGCUCGAGCGAUAACUGUAGAUAGAGGAACUUAGAGCAGCUUGAACCUUCAGAGUUUCCUACACGGAUGUUUUUUUAAAACCUUCUCCAAGGAACCCACCUCUAAAUCCCGUAGAUUGGAAACUAGUAAAGCGCGGUGUAUUAUGGGGAACCGGGUGGCGCGUGAGGAUUUCGAAUGGGUUUAUACCGACCAGCCGCAUGCCGACCGGAGAAAAGAGAUCCUCGGCAAAUAUCCAGAGAUUAAAUCUCUAAUGGGACCUGACCCGAGGCUAAAAUGGAUUGUCUGCAUGAUGGUCGCCAUCCAAUUUCUGGCCUUUUACCUGGUCAAGGAUUUGGAUUGGAAGUGGGUCUUGUUUUGGACUUAUGUGUUCGGCAGUUGCAUAAACCACUCCAUGACUUUAGCCAUCCAUGAAAUCUCCCACAACACAGCAUUCGGCAACAAACAUGCCAAAUGGAAUCGCUGGUUCGCCAUCUUCGCCAACCUGCCAAUCGGUCUGCCUUACUCGGCGUCCUUCAAGCGAUACCACCUUGAUCACCACCGCUAUUUGGGUGGAGACGGUGUGGACGUGGACAUCCCUACCGAUUUCGAGGGUUGGUUCUUUUGCACUCGCCUCCGCAAGUUUGUUUGGAUUAUCCUGCAGCCCCUAUUCUACGCAAUUCGUCCUUUAUGCAUCAAUCCAAAACCCAUCAGUCUGCUGGAGAUCACUAAUGUGGUCAUCCAGUUUGCAUUCAACAUCCUUCUCUACUGGCUGUUGGGCACCAAACCUUUGUUUUACAUGCUGGCUGGCUCAAUGUUGGGAAUGGGCCUUCAUCCUAUCUCUGGACACUUCAUCGCUGAGCAUUACAUGUUCCUAAAGGGCCACGAGACCUAUUCUUAUUACGGAUCACUGAAUCUGCUCACUUUCAACGUAGGCUACCACAACGAGCAUCACGAUUUUCCCAGUAUCCCAGGACGAAGGCUUCCUCAGGUGAAGAAAAUUGCAGCUGAAUAUUACGAUGAUCUGCCCUGCUACACGUCAUGGGUGAAAGUCCUCUAUGAUUUCAUCAUGGAUGACGAGCUAAGUCCAUACUCACGCGUGAAGAGGAAGUUGAAGGGAGACCUCAAGUUGGAGUGAAUGGAUAUUUUGUUGACCAACCCCACCUACUAACCCCUUUAGUAACAGUUUUGGUUUAAGAAAGUGUGUGAACAAAGACUGGCUUUAUUAUUCUCUGUGCGUUUGUGUGCCUGCAAUCGAGAGAAUGGUCCUUUUAUUCGAAUCAUUUCAACAUCUUCAAAGUCUGUCGGUGAAACGAAACCAUGCCUCCUCCUUUGGGUUUUCACACAUCGAAGCUUUGUUGAGUAUCCGAUUCCUACCCGUGUAGGAAUUUUCUUAAAUUAGUCACUGCACAUUAAAAUCUUUCACAUAAUCGUUUUCACCUCAACAGAUUUUUAACGUUUUCUUAAAAUCAAAAACCUCAUUUAUAUUAACCUGCUUUGCCUGUUAGCCACAGAAUCCAUAGUUAGAAAACACACUAUACAAUUCACCUCGUGUAUACGCGAGAAACGCAUUGAUUUUCUGCAGGAGCCUCGGCCUCCAGGACGUUUGGCGUGACUGCGCACCUGCGAUUUCUAACCGUAAAAAUGUCAACAAAGCUUUUAUUAGCUUCAUUAAAUGUUCUUUUACUAACCUGGGUUAAUUAUUCGUCAGGACAAUGUCGGUGAUGAUUCCACAAACAACUCUUUAAACAAGAAACGACUUAUUAAAAACGUUUAAUAUUUGAACAGUCUGAGCACAGCGACAGAAUCAGACCUCUUCUCUGUAAUAGCGCCUCUAAGAGGCAGAGUUCUGCUCUCGCUAAAGCUUUAAUAUACCCUACGGGACAUCAGCCAAUGAGUGCACUGCAACAGUUAUAACCAUCUUAUUGUUAAAACCCGAUGGCAAGGUAAUGAAAUAAAAUACAAUAAUUACAAAAAUACUAAGUAAAAAAAUAAAUAAAUCAUAUCUGCUACAAAGUGUCCAAAGAUGAUCAAAAAGAAAAAAUGUAUUUUGAUAACUGUCCAAUUUCUACCUGCAAGUGUAUGUCCUUCCUUUAAUGCUUAUCACUGUCUAUAGAUUUUAAUGUGAUGUCGAAUUUUUUUUCUCUUUUUUUUUUUUUUUUGGUUUGGGUCCGUAUGACUAACAUGAGGAGUAUGUACUCAAGGUGUGGACCUGUAGACGUUCUCUCUGACCGAUAACUUAUCAUGCAUAUAUAAUAUUUAUUUUUAGAAAAGCAAGAGCGUUUGGACAGCCGGUGACCUUGCUCGCAAAAGGGUGCGUUGCUGAUGAAGAGUGUUUGAGCAGCGAAUGUAAAAAUCCGUGUGGUAAAAAACGAACCGUAAUGAUUGGCCGAGUUGGAGAAAUGUUACUUCUCAGCGAGCCUGUAGCCGUCCUGCACUUUAAAGUUUCCUAUUGGUCAAUGCCAGAUCGAACUCCAGCUUCAGUUAAAACGUAACCAUUUACCUACUGUUUUACUAGGAUCGUUUUUCUUUUCACAUUGUCUCUUUCAAGAAACAAAAUGGCUUGCAGAUUUAGGAUCGUGCCUUUGUUGAUUAUUCGGUCACGUAUGCAUAUUUAAGAGGUAUUACACCAAAUCACUGUUGAAUUCUCCAAUCUGAUUGGUCAGAAGGUGUUGCGAAUUUUCUGUAACGGCUCUGAUGAUAAAUCCGGCUGUACUUCAUGUCACAGGGUUUUAUUAAUGUGCUUGUCCUAAGUACAGUAAUCAUAUGCAUGGUAAAGCUGCCUUUUUGCCUUACUAAAUAAUUUUUUUUUUAAAAGAGAGAGAGAAAAGCCUGGUGAAUGAAGGUUUGCUUCCACUACUUAAUAAUGCAAGUAAUAAUAGAAACCGCCUUCUUGCAGGUUCGAUAUUACUUUAUUAAUAAUCAUAUUUCUGAGCCAUAAUAAACCUGAUUGAUCAGAAGAUAGAUAUUGUUUUUGUAGAACAGCACGACUCCCAGUUCCGUCUGUAAUGUGCAUAUCAGGUUGAUAUUAACACACUCGUUCUCAUACGUUAAUGGGAUGUUCUUGUUUGACAAAAUAAAUCUAAAUCUAUGGUGUGGCAAUGUUUUUAUUAGCAGAUUUAUUCACUCCUGUGUGGGAAAAAAAUAAUGGACCAGGUUUGAAAUGGCGAACAGAUUUAAUGGCAUGAACAAUAAAUCAUUGGACCCAGGAAAUUCA